Miscanthus lutarioriparius is the source of this 852-nucleotide messenger RNA. Lineage: Eukaryota; Viridiplantae; Streptophyta; Magnoliopsida; Poales; Poaceae. The record is from the annotation of a GenBank genome assembly.
AUGAUCGGCUUCGCGCAGGUGUACGGGACACCCUUCAUCGACGCCGCCACAACGCCCAUCACCCCGCCGGGCGUGCCAGCGUCGCCCAUGACCGGCUUCGCGCAGCAGGCGGAGAAGGAGAAAGCCGGCAUGUCCGGCACCGUCAUGAGCGGGUUCCGCCCCGACGCCGUGCCCGUGUACCGCGAGCUGGUGAAGGAGUUCGCCGUGUGCGACCGGUGGUUCGCGUCGAACCCGGCGUCGACGCAGCCCAACCGGCUGUUCGUGCACUCCACCACCUCCCACGGCCUCGUCAGCAACGACACCAAGGUGCUGGUGGCGGGGCUCCCGCAGCGGACCAUCUUCGACGCGCUCCACGACGAGGGCUUCGUCUCCUUCGGCAUCUACUUCCAGUAUCUGCCGUCGACGCUCUUCUACCGGAACCUCCGGCAGCUCAAGUAUGCGGGCAGCUUCCACGCCUUCGACCUCGACUUCCGGCGUCACUGCCAGGAGGGAAAGCUGCCCAUCUACGAGGUGUACGAGGCGCUGCGGUCGAGGCCGCAGUGGGAGGAGACGCUCCUCGUCGUCACCUACGACGAGCACGGCGGGUUCUACAACCACGUGCCCACGCCCGCCGGCGCCGACGUUGUGCCCAGCCCCGACGGCAUCGUCAGCGCCGCGCCUUUCUUCUUUGGCUUCGACCGCCUCGACGUUCGUGUCCCGGCGCUGCUCGUGUCGCCGUGGAUCGAGCCUGGGAUCGUGCUGCAUAGGCCGUCGGGGCCAUACCCGACGUUAGAGUUCGAGCACUCCUCCAUCCCGGCCACCGUCAAGAAGCUCUUCAACCUCAGGAGCUUCCUCACCAAGCGCGACACCUAG